AUGGACAUCGGCGGCAAACUUCUAAAAUGGAUCGAGAAUUUCCUCGUCGGCCAAUCCCAAAUUGUCUGCGCAGAACAACAGCAGUCAGGGCGCACAUUCAUAGAGAGUGGAGUCCCACAAGGUUCAGUGCUCGGACCAACCCUCUUUCUCUUGGUCACCAAUGAUUGUGUCGGUCGGUUGGACUGUGAUAGUGCCAAGUUUGCGGAUGACAUAAAAAUCUGGAAAGUCAGCCAGAAUGCUGCCGACGAGGCAAACUUCCAGGAAAAUAUUUGUUGAUUGGAUGAGUGAUCCCGCACAUGUCUCUUGUCCUUUAUUUUAACAAAUGCAUCAUCCUGCGCCUCGGAAAUUGGACCCCUAGUACGCGGCAAUAACAUCUGAACGGGAUGCUACUCCAAAAAACAAAAACGCAAAAAAAUCUCAGAGUCUGCGUUGCAGACAUUCUAAAGCCCUCUACACAGUGUUGAAAGGCGGCCAAGGCCGCAACUUCUAUGCUUUACGCCAUCAAGUGGACCUUCGCAGUUUUCGACGAAGACUGCUUCUCGAAAGUCUUCGCACGUCUGUAAAACUGCAUCUCGAAUAUGCAGUCCAGGCCUGGAGACCGUGGACGCAGCAGGAUUACAAUCUGCUCGAAAGGGUGCAGAGGCGAGCAACAAAAUUAAUAAGAGGUCAAGGUGCACUGCCAUACGAGAUCCGUCUAAACAACCUUAUUCGCUAUCCUUUUGAGUUAUGGGCAUUUGCGUGAUGACUUGAUACAAACUUUCCGUAUAGUGUGUGGCUUCGCCUGCGCCUUCCGGUGCGACGACUUUUUCUAACUCGCCACUAUAACUUACCUUCGGCGACCUUCCUUCCAAACUUCGUGCACCCCAAGGUAAAUUGAAUGUGAGAAAGUAUUUAUUCUGCAACCGUGUCGUGGAACCGUUGAAGAACAUGCCCGAAACCAUUGUUAGGUCUCAAUCUGUGGAGACAUUUAAAUGUCGGCUUCACAGACAUGCUGCAGCAACAAGCGGAAUAUGUGACUUUGUAACCAAAAAACAAGUGCCCUAUGUGAAUCGAUGUCCAAAUUCACUUAAUGCAAUAAUUUCUUCGCAUUUUUGCUUACUUUCUCGAUUUGCUACGUACAAAUAAGAAGUUCAAUGACGUAAGCCUAUUCCUCUCAAAUACACUGACUGAUUAACUGUCCUACUAAAGCAGCCAUGGCCUAAUCCACCGAUUCGGUGGUAUGGAUCAUCAUUUGAUUAGGCUUUAUACAUAUCCACUCAACACGUUAACUCUCCACCCCUGUUCAAACUUCCCUUUACAUAAUCCUCUGGGCUGUCUCAAAUAGGCACAUUUACAUAUUUCAGCAUGUUGCUGAAUAUCUGUUCGCAAAAGUUCUAAGAAAAUUUGUAAUUGUUCCUUAAAUAGUGAUCCAUUGAAGAUUACUUAUCCACCUCCAGGUGUUGUCCUAUUCCAGGGCCUUUGCAUUUGCUCGAAUCCCCCUAACCUGCGUAUUAUUAAUUUUUUGAAUACAGUUCGACACCUUCGGGUUUCCAAGUCUUGACAGAUUUUCGAAGAAGGGUGGUGAUAACAUAUACGCGUUUCCCCAGUGACGCUUUUUGAGCUCUUAGCUGGAUACUGUUUAGUGACGGAUUCGGGUUUUUUCCCGCGUAAAAAGGUUCCUGAAAUUGGGUUCUUGCUAGCGAGGAACUGUGUUACACGCUGCGGCCCUUCACGUCUACAGUUAUCAUGCACACUUUUAUGAUAACCUAAAGAUAUUUUGCUUCCCAUACUUUAAUAAAUUCAGAGUUAGUUGGCUUACUUUAACAUCUCUGAUAACUUCAAGGUGAAAGAAAACAUUUGACCUACAACUUGUAGGUGUCGAGUUGGCUGCUAGCUAGAUUUGGUGUUUGCGUUCGGUGGCGUGUCGUAAGUUGAGUCGACACUUGUUGUGCAGUUGGGCAUUCCAUUAACUGUUUUUACCAGGAUUCAUAUAAGUUCCUCUAUAUUUUUUAAAUAGUGUGCUUCGUGUGUCAUUACAUUUAGUUGACAAUGAGGAAAAAUGCAUCAUUAGUUCUGCAGAAGUUGCUCAACAGCUUCUAACCUUCCCCUAAGGCUGCGGUGCUCUUUGAGACAUACACACUCUUUUAAUAGUAUCAUAUAUACCUGUUUUAUUAUGACUGAACUGCUCCCUUGAAAGAGUAGAGGCUGAAAAGUUCGUGAUAUCCAUUCUGACCCUGACAAUUCGGUGGAUUACGCGUAAUCCACGAUGUUCGUCGAACGUGGACGAAGACUUGCGCGUGAUUUCGUUUAUAGUGAUAAUGAAAUUUCGCUUUGCUAACCAUACUUUCUCCUCCCCUGCCUGGACUGGGUGUCAAGACAGAGUCGUAAAAACCGGAGGCUAGAGAGGGCGACACGGCAAAAUCCCGCACCCAUGCUUACCACCACACCCCCUCGUCCACAACGUACAUUAACCAGGAUUUUAAAAAAACGGAAAAGGGGCGGCCUGGAUCUCAACUUGCGCCGUGUGAGCCUGCGCAUAGGCCCGCCGUCACACUCGCAGUCUCGGCAUUUAAUUGUGGAUGUGCAUUCCCACGGGCUUGCAGCCCAUCCUGCUGUAGACAUUUCCAAGAACAGCCUUUAGGCUGUCGGUUAGAUUUGCUGGUUUCUGCGUGUUGCAGAAUACCAGACAUUCCGAUGAUUCUAUCGCGUCUGGGACACUACGCUCCUUGACUUAUGUCGUCCGAUCCUAGUUAUUUACGUGUAUUGUGGUUGCAAGUGUCCUAUCCCGCUCCGAGGACCUCACUCAUAAUACCCUUUUAAAUGUUGUUUUGCACGGCGGUUGGUCUGUCUAUCCUGACCUUGCGACGAAUGCUUGGUACCCAGGAUUCAGGAACCAGUUUUGUAGAAGUUUUUUCGCCUUUAAGUGGACGUUGGAUUUACUGGAAGACUCAACUGGAGAGAUGGUCAGACUAUUUAGUUCUCAAGGAUUUAAGAUAUUCGCGUGACGUUGUUGCAGCGAAUGUUCACCAUCUAAUUUUGUGCUGGUGUCUGUCUACUUCACUUAUUCUCAGACGGUGGUCAGUUGCCUUAUAGGGCCCAACACCCAUACCCGUCGUUGACGACAAUUGUGAUAAUUGGCAUGUCGCGGUAACUCCAUAACUAGCUUCGCAAGUAUGCAAGAAUCUCCCCAGAAACAUCAGUCAGGUCGUUUAUGUCUUCCUUACUCUGUUCUUAUGGCUACAGAGUGGUCUUCGACUUAGUACCCGUUAAUCACGAGGGGUCGAACCUCACCGUAGAUGCGGACCGAAUAAACCCUAUUUUUCCGAACAGUGACGAAUAAGCCAUCUUCGUUAGCGGCUUUAUUGGUCUUCAUCGUCAUAAUUGCAGUGCACCUUUAGAGAAAUUAUUUAUCGACUCGAUUGGCAUUUGUCUUCGGUUGUUUGACAACUGGCCAUUCCAAUCUUGUAUUUGUCGGCAAUGCCCGUCGACAUAAUAUUUUCUGCACGUCAAAUCACCCUGGUCCGCAAACUGCGCAUAAGCGUUCAACCAGUCGGGUGUUUGGGGCCUGUAUUUCGAUGCUCUUCUUUCUGUACAUCCUUAUAUACCUCACAGUUCUGGACAGUUUAUCUUGAUUUGACAGCUACGUCCCCCUAAAAUCCUAUAAGUGCAUGAUUGCUCACUGUUUGUCUCACUUGUUUUUCGAUGUAAGGCCUGUCUGACCGAAAGUCAACUGGUCUCUGCGUUCUUGCCGUUCAGGUCGUCUUUCCCUGUGACAGUUACACCCCUUCCUCGAAAGCUAUGAAUUUUUGCAGCGUUUCUAAGCGCAAGCGCGCGUUUCAAGCCCUUUGUCGAGAUGACCCUCAUCCGAAGGAGGACGAAAGCAUCCACCUGGUUAGUUUUUACCCUUAAAACAUGUUCAGGUUCCUUAGCUGUUAAAAUCCCUAGGGAACUAUCUCUUUUCGGCUCUUGCUGAUAACGGCGAAACGAUUCUCGUGUCUAUCCCGGAGAAAUUUCGCAAUGCCUACUAUUUUGCACCAAGUAAGACGUGCAGACGUUUUACCUAAUCGUGGACUUUGUAGAUACUUACGUUUUGUGCGCUCCUCUUGACAAUCCCAAGGUCAAAGCCGAAAUUCGGUGUAUUUUGACGGACAAGCAGGUCACGCAAUUAAUGGGCGGUCCCGACUGGUGAGUGGUCUUCCAUUUGUCGACACAUCUGCUGUAAAAUUGUCGUUACUAACAUACGCAGUCGUUCUUGAUCUGGUUCGAUCCACAGGGAUGCUCUCGGAAUAAAAAGAAAAAAUUCUCAUGCCAAUGUAUAGUUAUUUCGGGUUUUUACAUGGCAUCUUCGGAUCCUCCUACCAAUUAUUUUGUCGUUCAUUAACUGCAUUCCCCCACCGCCAUCAUGAAUGUCCGCUACCAAUAGUUUAUCUUUCAUCCUAGUUUAUCUCACCCUAGUAUAUCUCCUUAGGUUUUCUUAAUGCCUGCAUACUUCUAACCGUGGCGUAUACCGAAGAUGUAGUCCCUAAGAAUCCUGUCGUAAGGGAAUUUAGUCGACUGAAGAAGUGUUCUUGAAUUUUAACGUUUCAAAUGAUCAACUGCAUUGGCCCCUCCUGCGCGUAUCUGGCUCACGCAGGUCAUAAGUGCCGGCUGCCCACGCCGGAAACAAAACAGGCCGAGAAUUGAUUGAAGCCUGGGCCUCGGAUGAGAACUCGGUCAAUCGAUUUAUCGAUCUGGCGCCGGCGUACAGAGCCCUUCGUAGUCACCUCCAGUCGUGCGACGUCGGUCGAUGAUUGGGUCUACGUGCCUUAUAACUGCCGCUUGUCCUGUUUCUGCCACUACCUCUGACGAUGGACUCCUGUACGAGUCUGAAAGCUCAGGAUAAUAAACGAAUUGUUCCGGUGCUCGACUCUUCUUCUUCUUCAAAUAUAGAGAUAAGUCUGUCCAUCUGAACCAACAACGACAGCCGCACGCUGCCUCUCAUUUGUCCUGGUCCAUAAUCACUGGGAUUAUUGCUUUUCCGGGUCAUCUCAUCGCGAGGCCAAGGGUUGUCGGCGUAACCCACUAUUGAACUUGAGGCGCCCGCAGUCAACCGGUCCGAAGGAAUAGAAGGAGCACCGUGUAUCCACCGCUGAGUCUGAGUGCUGGUCCUCGGAAAAGAGUUUCUGUCCAGUAUUUAUUACCGCCUAGUAGACAGCGGAAUUCGGUGUUGGUAUUAUUUCCGAGGACGUACGCUUGUUUGUGGCCAGAUCUAAGCAGAAACUCAUGGUUUAUGCAGUCGUCCAUGGUUGUUGUGAUAAACGCUUUCGUAUCUUUUAGGACCUACCCAUCGUUAUUGAAAGGUUUCUGUUACGAGGUCCGUGAACCCUGUGGGGUCUUAUUGCAUUGUGCUGUUUUUUUCUGCACUCUUUUUACUAAUUGUGAACUGUCUGCGCCACACGAGUCUCAUUAUAAAAUACUGCCUACCUAUAUUAUUUAGAUAGAGCUAUCGAUUAGCAUGAAUGUCAAAGGUUCUUUUGGAAAAUUUUAUCUUAGGCCAGCUGUCUUCACCUUCAUUCCGCCAUCGGUAAAACCCAAAAAUUCUGGGGACUACUUGGAUGCGGAUAUGUUGCCUCCUUCUGAAGAGGAUGAUUGUGAUGAGGAAGAAGAUGAAGAGAAGGAUCCGGAAGAAUCCGCCAACGAAGAAGACGAGGAAGAGGAAGAGCAGAACAAGAACAGUAAUGGCGGUGUACGGACUUGUGUAGGCUCAGAUGGUCUAUCACCAGAGUAA
Spirometra erinaceieuropaei is the source of this 5746-nucleotide messenger RNA. NCBI's taxonomy places the organism in Eukaryota, Metazoa, Platyhelminthes, Cestoda, Diphyllobothriidea, Diphyllobothriidae. The record is from the annotation of a GenBank genome assembly.